Ruditapes philippinarum (Manila clam) is the source of this 1066-nucleotide messenger RNA. RefSeq lists its product as uncharacterized. The record is from RefSeq and is a predicted model, not a curated record. NCBI's taxonomy places the organism in Eukaryota, Metazoa, Mollusca, Bivalvia, Venerida, Veneridae. Gene Ontology annotation, molecular function: nucleic acid binding; zinc ion binding. The transcript has 2 exons. Bases 22 to 621 code for a protein of 199 amino acids.
CUGUUGAAAAAUAUUGAGGGCAUGAUAAAUAAGAUAAGUGUUCCAAUUCCUUCUUGUUCUGAUAUUCAAGAAAAACCAAAACUUAAAAGGAAGAGUAAUGACGAGCAAUACAGACAUAAUGCUAAAGUAAUGGCUAAAUUAGAAGAUGUUAGCACAUCUUUGUCUUCACAAGAUAUCGAUAGAGCACGAGUUUCAGUUAUAGAAGCAAAAGACCUUAUAAAACGGAGGCAGAAGUUAAUUCAACUGGCUGAUGGUUCUGAGCUGGGUUGGCGCCUCGUGGCGGAGUAUGAGUCGAAUCCAAUUGCGUCUGGCAGUGAAGACGAGAAGCGCAUUUACAAAGCGGAGGCCAGGGCGAAUAGGAAGGCUAAGGCGGAUAAGGUCAAGAAGGCGAGAAUAAGGAAUUUGCCUUAUCGUAGACGAGUCAACACGGGGGAACAGACGACUAGUCAGCCUCAGCGUUCUAUGGGUUCUACAGGACAGACUCAGCGUACAGGAGCAUGUUAUAACUGCGGGGAUUUUGGACACUGGAAGGCAGACUGUCAGCAAAACAGGCGUCCUAACAAUAAGUUAAGUGUUUCUAAUUGUCAUAUUUUUGUGAUGAAAAGUCGCAAGACUGUAUGAUUGACAAUGGACUUUCUGUCCAGAGAGAGGGUAUUAUGUUAGAUACCACGUUAAAUGUUGAUUCUUUAGAUUGUAGAGAAGCUAGUAACUUGAAGUCUGGUUGUCAUAGUAACGAUUAUCCAGCAAUUUUCGGUAAGAAUUAUAUUUGCAAUAAUGUUGAUCAAUGUGAAAUUUCUACUAUUGCUGAAAAGGAUAAAAAUCAUGUAAGUAUUAAUGGUUUAUCGCCAAAAGGGCGUCUUAAGGAAUCUUUAGAAUACUGGAGAAAAAUCACUUCAGAUAGUUAUUUACUUGACGUUGUAGAAAAUGGAUAUAGGCUACCCUUUAGAGAAACGCCCCUGGAUAUAUAUUUAAAAAAUAACAAGUCUUCAAGAGAAAAUCCAGAUUUUGUAGAAUCAGAAAUAAGCUCUUUAUUGAGCAAAUGUGUUGUCUCACAGGUUCAGAAUAA